Didymodactylos carnosus is the source of this 1164-nucleotide messenger RNA. The record is from the annotation of a GenBank genome assembly. NCBI's taxonomy places the organism in Eukaryota, Metazoa, Rotifera, Eurotatoria, Philodinida, Philodinidae.
AUGGCAUCCAAAAGAUCAACAUCUAAUUCUUCAGACGAAGCCACAUCGUCAAGACAUCGUUCUCAUUUACAAAGUGAAACGUCAAGACAUUCAACACGACACAGCGAACAUUCUCAUUCAGCAUCUCAUCGACGUUCACCAUCGCAAACAAACACUGUCACAAGUAAUUUAGAAAACACCAGUAUUCGAAGUGCAAGCCCAACUCAUGCCUCAUCACAAGCGCGUACUCUCUCACCAACGGCUAGUCAUGUUUCAAAAACUACUAUUCAAUCCCACACCUCCGGACAGCAAAGUACACCUUAUGACACCACCAGCCUCGCUCAAACUAGAACCGCUAGUCCUUCGAUCGCUCGACAAUCAACAUCGAGUAUCUUGUCACAAACCCAUCAACAACAACAAACUGGACAAUUUCCACAAAAUCUCACUGGUGAUGUUCCACCAAUUAUACGACCGACAAAUCAAGGAUUUGGCAGUGGUGUUAAUUCUUUUGGUCCAAAUGCUCCACAAAUGCAUCAACAAGCUCAAAUUAGACCACAAGAAUAUGGCAUACAACACCAAGGACAAAUAGUGAGACCCGGUGUGCCGCGUGCCAAUGUUCCUCUACCAAUACAACAACACGCACAAAUUAGACCAAAUGUUCCCUUAUCGCCUGGUUCAAAUACUGUCACGCAACAAAACGGUUACAACGCCUCUGUACAACACCAACAACCAGGCUAUGGUCCACGACCCCAAGUAGUUUCUCAAGGUAUCCGUGGUAAUUUCUCUCAAGGUACUCAAGGACCGUUAAGACCUCCCAUACCCGGUCCUAAUUUACAACGCGGUCCGAACGUUCAGUUAUCUCAACAAGGCCAACAAAGUGGAUCUGGUCAACAAGGGGGAUUUGGCCUACAAAGUGGGUCUGGUCAACAAGGGGGAUUUGGCCAGCAAGGUGGAUCUAGUCAACAAGGCGGAUUUGGCCUACAAAGUGGGUCUGGUCAACAAGGGGGAUUUGGCCAGCAAGGUGGAUCUGGUCGACAAGGUGGAUUUAGUCAACAAAGUGGGUCUGGUCAACAAGGCGGAUUUGGCCAGCAAGGUGGAUCUGGUCGACAAGGUGGAUUUAGUCAACAAAGUGGGUCUGGUCAACAAGGCGGAUUUGGCCAGCAAGGUGGAUCUGGUCUUUUCUAA